Molecule: messenger RNA, 6422 nt
Organism: Anopheles arabiensis
Lineage: Eukaryota; Metazoa; Arthropoda; Insecta; Diptera; Culicidae
Gene: hzg
Product: phosphatase Herzog
Exons: 6
Coding region: 686-1588 (300 amino acids)
Molecular function (GO): RNA polymerase II CTD heptapeptide repeat phosphatase activity
Source: RefSeq, a predicted model, not a curated record
UCGAGCAGUGAAACCGUGCGGACGUGUUGUGUGUUGUUGUUGCGGCAUUUCACAGUGUGAAGUAGUAGCGAAUGUUGUGCGGUGGCUGAUCGUUGGCGUUGUGUGUCUGUAUAUCAUCCGUGCCUACACGAGUGCGUGUGUGUGUAUGUGUGUACGUGUAUAUGUGUAACCGGCCGGGGAUUUCGAGUGCGGUGCGUUUAAGUUUUUUCGGUUGGUGGGUUUUUAGUUUUACGAUCACCGUCCGGAGACACCAUCUGUUCCGGAGCCGAAGGUGAUUCCUUGGGUUUGUGGAAGAUUAGUAGCAGAAGAAGAAAAAAAAAACGAACAACAACGAUCCAACGACCUGAAUUACAAGACACACCCCUCUUGCUCGCGGUCGUACGGUAUCGGAAGCGGCACAUUUGUUCUCCCUCCCCCCGCAUCGCGUCAACCGGCACCCGGUGACGACUGUUCCGCCGAUCCGAACCCGUCCAGCAAAAACCGCCCAGAGAGCCGUGGGGAGAAAGAGGCGCGCGGAACGUCAUCCCGUCGAAACGGAAAGAGCAACAGCAAGGCAGGAGAAGGCAGGCCGGAAACCGGCUUGGCACAAGCGAGACACAGCCGCUGCGACAAGACCGCCCGGGCAACCACCACCAGCGGAGGUACCAUUUUCCGGAGGGAGUGCGUCCAACAGCCAAUGGUUUAAAUGGACGCUACAUCCAUCAUUACGCAGGUGUCGCGGGAUGACGAACAGCAACUGAACAGCAGCUAUCCGAACGAAAAAGUCAACAAUGUAGAUAGGCUAAAACCGCCCAAUCGUGGUUUCCUGGAGACGCUCUUUUGCUGCUGGCGGAAUGGGCGAACGAAAAGCAAUCAGAGCGGGACGCCGAUCGAUGGUUCGAUUACGCCACCUCCGAUCCAGGGCCAGCCCCGGUAUCUGCUGCCCCAGGUCCGACCUUCCGACACGUACAAGAAGUGCAUGGUGAUAGACUUAGAUGAAACCCUAGUGCAUAGCAGUUUUAAGCCAAUUCCAAACGCGGAUUUCAUAGUGCCAGUGGAAAUCGACGGUACCGUACAUCAGGUGUACGUCCUGAAGCGGCCGCACGUCGACGAGUUCCUGAAGAAGAUGGGCGAGCUGUACGAGUGCGUCCUGUUUACGGCCUCGCUGGCCAAGUACGCCGAUCCGGUGGCCGAUCUGCUCGACCAGUGGAACGUGUUCCGGGCGCGAUUAUUUAGGGAAUCUUGCGUCUUCCACAUGGGCAACUAUGUGAAGGAUCUGAACAAGCUAGGGAGAGAUUUACAGAAGAUUGUUAUUGUUGACAACUCGCCCGCCAGUUACAUAUUUCACCCGGAUAACGCUGUGCCAGUGAAGUCAUGGUUUGACGAUAUCAACGACUCAGAGCUGCUCGACCUGAUACCACUGUUCGAGAAGCUGAGCAAGGUCGACUCUGUAUAUAGCGUACUGUGCAACUCGAGCUCACUGUCCCAGCUGCCGACGUCCAUGUCGCACCAGAACCAGCAGGAGCUGCAACAGUCACAGCAGCAGCAGCAGCAACAGCAGCAGCAGCAACAACUACAGUCGAAUUCGUCCGAUGCGAACAAUACGUAACAUUGGCAACAAAUGUUUAUCAACAUCGUAUGAUUCGUGCACGAUGCUGCCGGCCGGUACAGUGAACGCAGGAUAAAGGAUUAGAAGAGGAGCCAGGGGUUCAGUGGUAUAGGAGCAGAAGAAAAUGAAAGGAGGGAAUACGUUUUCAAUCGGCCACGGGAGCACCGAUGUGUGUGUGUGUCAUCCUCCAGCGGUUAAUGCAUGCGUCCCGUAUUUCUUUCCCCCCUCCGGAAAGGGGAGAAAACACGCAAACAAACUAAACGAUAUAUGCAGCAAUCGUUUCGAUUGAUGGAUAGGGAAAUUUCACACGAGGACGACGACGGAUGGACGAUUAAACACUAUACACACACACACACGCGCGUAGCCGCUGGGACAGGAAGGAGAGCAGUUGAUCGUUGAUUAACUUUGUUAUUCUUUUUUAAUAUUAUUAAUAAUAAUAUAAUUUGGUACUAUACAAACACAUAGUGCUCCAGGACACUCCAACAAAACAAACACACGGACACAGAAUAACCUGUAGAAGCAAAACUAUUUUACAGACACAACACGUUCACACAGUGCAGUAAUCACAAACCCAGACACACACACACACCUGAUUUGUUGGCACGUGUAUCGCGUGUAUAGAAAGCCUAGGUAAUACUAUUUUAAAAGCCCUUUCCCCUACUGUUUUGUUUAUCAAUUCAAAUCUGGCACUGUGCAAGCGGAGCCCCGGAAGAUUGUGCAUGUUUCCUUUAAACUCUACUACUCGAGAAAAGGGAAGGAGAGGGUUUCGUUCCUAGAGCGGCUCUCUCUCUCCUUCCACGACACAAACACACACACACACGUAUGGUUGCAAUAAGAAGCGUUUUUUGUUUGUUUUAAUUUUAUUAUUUUAUUGUCCCCAUCCAUGGUAAUAAUAUAAAUCAUCGUUUUGUACACGCUAAACUGUGUAUGUAUGAUACGAUCGAGGAAUGAAUUAGCAGAUUAGUAUGUAAUAAAUGUGUAAUCGCGUAAAGCAAACGCAAAACGACAGCAGCCACAAAACACAGUGUACACAACACAAAACGUAUUAAACACACACAUAUACACACGAUAGAAACGUGUGCAGCCGACCACACCAUGUACACACCAUCCAUGUAGAAGAAGCAUUAGGCAAAAGGCGAAGGCAUCGUACGAUUUUAUAGUUCAAUACUUUAGCUUUUUACCGACGAUCAAAUACACGCGCAGAGAGAGAUAGAGAGCGCAAGAGCCUGUGCAAAGGUGGUGCAUCAUUUAGGCUCGAAGAUUUAUAUAUGUAUACACAUUAAAAGGUGAAAAACACACACACACACACAGUGGGGAGAGAUUUGCAGCCAUUCUAGACCGUAACCGUGAGACGAAUUGAUCAUAAUCAUAGCGAGGGCAAAAAGAGGAUAGAGAAAAAAUACCGUAGCUGAGUAGUGAUGAAAAUGGUGACACCGUGUACAAUUUUGUAUGUCAAAAAUGAAGUAAGAAGCAAAUUAAUAGUGUUUCUAUCUAGAAAAAGGAAAAUCAUGGAGGCAUAUUUAGUAGAACGACACAAAUAGAAGAAAAAUGGAACAAAACUCUAUCAAAUCAAUCAAGAACAACACAACCAGAGUAGCAGAAAGUGGAAAGUGGCGGGUAGAAAGAAAGCUGGAAAUGCUGCCGAAAAAGGGAAAGAUGUCUAAAACCAAACUAUAGCUGUACAGUUUUAUAUUGCGAAGGAAAUGCUUCAAAAAUGAAAAAAAUGCCAUUUACCCGUUAGAACGAGAACCGGAAAGAUGUAGAGAGGUAAAAAGAGAAAAGAGAGUAAGGAAUUGACAAAAAAAGUGGAAUUCGAGAGCUCUAGAGAACUUCUGCAGCGAGGAAUCAGUCAUAUCGGAUAGAUGCUUUUGCGAUCGUCAAAAUUGAUGCGGGCAAGUAGAUGAAAACAACACUAUUUGUUUGUUUAUGGUACCUUUUCUUUCUGGCUUUUGGUUGUGCGACACUCCCUUGACCCUUUCUUAUGGGAAGAGAACUUUAUAUGCUGGGAAUCGGACUCUAUGGCAUUCUUUUUGGACAAAAUUAUUGGAAAUUCCUGGUAGAUUUCUCCGCAAGGGUGCUAUAGAGCCCAACUCCCAUGACGUAAAGUUCAUUUCCGGUAAGAAAGAUUCAAUCAAAUGUCUCUCUCCUAUGAGAAUUCCUGAAAACCCCGUAUGUAAGGACAUAUCAAAUUUUGUAUGUGUCCUUUUUUCAUGUCAUUGAAAGCCUGUUUUAUACUAAUAUUCUGCCUUUUAUUUGAUACUUUUGCACAGGCCCUGUUACUGGUCGUCCUGAUGCCAUGUUGUGGUACAUUUAUUUUUUUAGGUAAACAAUGUUUCGAUACUAUUUUACCGUCUUUAGCAAACCAAGAAAGUGUUCUAACACAGGGUUAUUGCAUACUACAAAUAGCAAAGGCAUAUUUCACUAUCAUACUUAGGUACUACCUAGCUUUCUUGAUCGGUGGACCACCCUUUGGCAGAAAUCCUCUUGUUUUUUGACUGCAAGACUGAAAAACGUGUGCGUGCUGAGAGAUAAAACAAAAACAGAAAGUAAUGCAACUAUUUUCGACAUCAUGUGAGGCAUUCAAGGAAGCUAAAAAUGAACCUAGAACCAUUUACACAAAGAGAACAAAAAGGAAACUCACAGAAGGGAAUACAAAUAUGUACACCUACCUCUAAGCUCUAAUCUAAAUUGCUACAACUAUUACUACCACAAUGCGCCCCACAUCAUUAAAAAAACUAUGAGCCUUUUUCGAUUCCGUUACGGGCAUUACAGGGUUUUCCAGGAGUUCUCAUAUCUAUGAGACACUAUUGACUCUUUCCAAUGAUGAAAUUAACUUAAUGUAAUGGGAAUAGCACUCUAUAGCACCUUGUUUGGACAAAUCUAAUAGGAAUUCCAACAAGCCUGUCCGAUCUCCAGUUAGAGUCCAAUUUCCAACAUAAUAAGUUUACUUCCCAUAGGAAAGAGUCAAGCAAGUGUCCCACAACUAUGAGAACCCCUGGAAAACCCUGUACUUACUGCUGGAUGCUUCUGUACAUACUAAUCCCGCUAACACAAACAAACAAAACAGAAACCCAUUGCCUUGCACCUUUGCUAACGCUUUUAAACAUUUCCAGUCGAGUUUUGCUCUUCUACGCAUGCCAGGAAAUAUAAAACUCAUUUGAUACUGCACCUUUCUCUUUUGUUGUUUUGCCAAAGCGCUACAGCUUUUUCCGCAUAGUUUCUUGGUUUCGUUUGGAGUGUGAAGAAAGGAGUUUGCGCAAAAAAAAACAUUGUUGCCGAAAAGAACCACCCAGUAAAUAGGAAUUGAAAAAAGAGGAGAGCUUUUGUUUUCUAUGUAUAGAACGAAGCAAAACUAACUCACGCUUGCACAGGAAAACGAAAAAAAAAUGAGACAAAACAUGGUAAAAAAAAGCUUAGCCGCAGGCGUAGGGAAGAUGCAGUGAAACAAAUCCUACUAACUCCGGAUACAAUAUGGAGAACAAUAUUUUUGUAUACACGUGUACUUCAGCAGUUCAGUUAAACCAGCAUUUGGGCGGGGGAGGGUUUUGAUACGAAGGAAAUACCGACAGAUUCAGAUCCGUUUCGCAUACGCGUAAUGUUUGGCCAUAUAAAAACAAGCUUAUUCGAAUAUAUGUAAAGUUCAAGCGCCCCUUUUCCCUCGCUCACUGUAUCACCAACGUCCAUGGUACUCUUUACAGGGUAGGAAUGAUGUAAAGACGGUCAGUCAGUCUUGAAGGAAGAGCCGCACACCUCACCAAGAAAAACAAAAAAGAACAGGGACCCACAGAAACGAACAAUUUCGUCUUAAAGCUCAGUAAUAUGGACCUCUGUGUGCGGGUGUGUGUAUGGGCGCGAGUUUUAAAUUAGACGACACAUGAUGAUCGGCAUAAGACUAGUCCCCUUCUCUCUCUCUCCCUUGGAUAGCCAACCGGAGAGAUAAAUGGCCAGAAAUGAAAAAUGAAACGAAAAAAGUGGAAUAUUAUACAAAGAUAUAUAGGGAAAAAAGGAGAAAAAAACAGCAAGCCCAAAAUUGUGUUUAGAAAAUCGAAAACCAUCCUAAGCUGUGUGUAUAUUGUAAAACACAAAGAAGAAGUAACAAAAAAAACAAUGUGCAUGUGUGUUUGUGGUGUAACUCGCUGUAACAGAGGAAGCAAUGAAACAGCAAGCAAACAAACAAACAAACCAACAAACAAGGAUCAGAAAAUGUGUGUAUUGUAUAAACAAAAUAGUAAAAGCUAACAAACAAACACAUGAAAGAUGAAAAUCAGACAGACAAUUGUAUCCCGAUGGAAAAGAAGAGAAUGGACAACACAAAAAAGAUAAAAAAAAACAAACAACCUGCUGUACGAUUAUAUUAUAUACACGUAACAAUAUAAAGGGAAAAACAAACACCAAAAAACACACACACGCGAAUGCAUGUGUUUUAUUCUACUUCUUUUAGCAAUUCACAUUCUUUUUUGUUCUUCCUUUUGUGCGGUUUAUUUGUUUUUGUUUCUGUUUGUUUUGUGUUUCUAAGAUGCGCUUUCAAACAAAAAAGAAAAGAAAAUAUGUUGUUUGUUUAGUUUUAGUUUCUUUUUUUAUUUUGUUUUUAAAUGUUCACACUAGGAAAUGACCAUAAGACGUAUAAAGGAAAAAAAAGAAACGAAGAAAGUUAAAGUAAUAUAGUAGCUUAGCCACAAAAAAACAAGCGAGCAAAGUGUGUAAUACAACAGCGUGUGUGUGUAGCGUACCUAGAGGUAGUAGGAAUAAAGCUUUCCUUUUUUUUUUAAAUAAACGCAAGAACACGCAAAUUUAAUACAGCUUUUUGUUUACAAAAGCAUUGGUAGAAAGACAA